UCCCACGGCGCUGCCUAAGGGCUCCUUUUCAACGAAGCACAGACCGGAAGUGUUCCUGCCGGGCGCGUAUCUGCUGCGCACGACCGGAAGUUUCUGUCCGCGGCUUUGCAGAGAUCGAUCGGAGAGCGGUGGCGGCGGCUGCUGGGCUUUACAGGCGCUGACCCUUGACCUCGGGGCGCUCCCCCCAUUGCAGGCGCGAUGGCUACUGGCGCGGAUGUGCGGGACAUUCUAGAACUCGGGGGUCCGGAGGGGGAUGCAGCCUCCGGGACCAUCAGCAAGAAGGACAUUAUCAACCCGGACAAGAAAAAGUCCAAGAAGUCCUCCGAGACGCUGACUUUCAAGAGGCCGGAGGGCAUGCACCGGGAGGUCUACGCACUGCUGUACUCCGACAAGAAGGAUGCACCCCCACUGCUGCCCAGUGACACUGGUCAAGGCUACCGCACAGUGAAGGCCAAGCUGGGCUCCAAGAAGGUACGGCCCUGGAAGUGGAUGCCAUUCACCAACCCAGCCCGCAAGGAUGGAGCGAUGUUCUUCCACUGGCGACGAGCAGCUGAGGAGGGCAAAGACUACCCCUUCGCCAGGUUCAAUAAGACGGUGCAGGUGCCCGUGUACUCAGAGCAGGAGUACCAGCUCUAUCUUCAUGACGACGCCUGGACUAAAGCAGAAACUGACCACCUCUUCGAUCUCAGCCGCCGCUUUGAUCUUCGUUUUGUAGUUAUCCAUGACCGGUAUGACCACCAGCAGUUCAAGAAGCGUUCUGUGGAGGACUUGAAGGAAAGAUACUACCACAUCUGUGCUAAGCUUGCCAAUGUGCGGGCUGUGCCAGGCACAGACCUUAAGAUACCAGUAUUUGAUGCUGGGCAUGAGCGACGGCGGAAGGAACAGCUGGAGCGCCUCUAUAACCGGACCCCAGAGCAGGUGGCAGAGGAGGAGUACUUGCUACAGGAGUUGCGCAAGAUCGAGGCCCGGAAGAAGGAGCGGGAGAAGCGCAGUCAGGACCUGCAGAAGCUGAUAACGGCGGCCGACACCACUGCAGAGCAACGGCGCACUGAACGCAAGGCCCCCAAGAAGAAGCUACCCCAGAAAAAGGAGGCCGAGAAGCCGGCUGUUCCUGAGACUGCAGGCAUCAAGUUUCCAGACUUCAAGUCUGCAGGUGUCACGCUGAGGAGCCAGCGGAUGAAGCUGCCAAGCUCUGUGGGGCAGAAGAAGAUCAAGGCCUUGGAACAGAUGCUGUUGGAGCUGGGUGUGGAACUGAGCCCCACACCCACGGAGGAGUUGGUGCACAUGUUCAAUGAGCUGCGGAGUGACCUGGUGCUGCUCUACGAGCUCAAGCAGGCCUGUGCCAACUGCGAGUAUGAGCUGCAGAUGCUGCGGCACCGUCACGAGGCACUGGCCCGGGCUGGCGUGCUGGGGGCCCCUGCCACACCAGCAUCAGGCCCGGCCCCGGCCUCUGCUGAGUCAGCGGUACCUGAAUCUGGUCUCACCCCUGACCUCACCAAGGACACCAUCAUUGAUGUGGUGGGUGCACCUCUCACGCCCAAUUCGAGGAAGCGACGGGAAUCGGCCUCCAGCUCCUCUUCUGUGAAGAAAGCCAAGAAGCCAUGAGGGACCACACCGGCUGUGGAUGCUGCUGCUGUGUAAAUAGAGCUGCUGAGUGGACUGGGCUGCUUCCGUUUCUUUCCCACCAUUUCUGCCGCUCCUGGCUGGGAGGGUGGGCAGGAGGGAGUUGUCACACUUACUUUAUGGGUGGCAUUGGGGCCUACUGGCAUGGAGGCCCUUAGCAGCCCUCUACCCAUUAAGCACUGCCCAUGUUGCCCAAACACCUGUGCCUAGGAACACCUGGGUUCUACAUUCAAGGUGGCUCACAUGCAGCCAUGGCCUCAGAUACCAGCAGCUUCAAGCAGCCUCAUGCUCUCAGUGGCUGUGGUCCUGUGCAUAUUCAUUGGGGGGGCU
Myotis myotis is the source of this 1953-nucleotide messenger RNA. It is a transcript of the gene DMAP1, whose product is annotated as DNA methyltransferase 1 associated protein 1. Gene Ontology annotation, biological process: DNA repair; negative regulation of transcription by RNA polymerase II; chromatin remodeling. The record is from RefSeq and is a predicted model, not a curated record. NCBI's taxonomy places the organism in Eukaryota, Metazoa, Chordata, Mammalia, Chiroptera, Vespertilionidae. Gene Ontology annotation, molecular function: transcription corepressor activity. The coding region runs from base 199 to 1605 and encodes 468 amino acids. Gene Ontology annotation, cellular component: Swr1 complex; nucleus; NuA4 histone acetyltransferase complex. The transcript is spliced from 11 exons.